AUGGAUCCAUCAAACGACCACGAAGAGGUCAGUACUAUCAUUGAUCCAGAUCGUCCUUCGUGUCAAGGAUGUAGACGUCGGAAAUUAAAGUGUUCACGGGAAUCUCCGAUGUGCUCACAAUGCCAUCGUAUGGGGUCACCAUGUGUGUAUGAUGCCAAGAGAAACAAGCCAGGCAUCAAGACAGGCGCAGUUGAAAGCUUGAGUCGUCGAAUUGAUAUUCUGGAAGAUGCACUUCAAGAAGUGCAGGCGAGGGAUCGGCCUGUUAACAAUUCGACUCAGGCGCAAGAUCCUGAAAGCAGUCGACUUGAUGGCGUGGUGAAUUUAUUAUCAACAGUAUGCAUGGAGCUGUGCAAAUUCAACAGCCAGAUCAAUCGAUCAUCUGAUGGCAUAGUAUCAGAGCGGAUAGCUCGCUCAAAUCACACGCCGAGAGCCAGUACAGCUUCUGUGCGCUCGCCUAAUGAUGAUCCAUAUGAUACAUAUACAACUCAACCACGAAAAAGACGACGGGUAGACAGUUGUGGUAAUCCAAAUAUUGACCUCCAGUUGCCCCUGGAGGAUCUGCUUGAUGCUUCAUCAUGUCUCCCUGCACCAGACUUACUCGAAAAUACCGUGAACGCAUACUUCAACAAGAUUCAGCCCUGGAUCCCUAUUCUUCACGAAACCCGCUUCCGAAGUCGAAUGCUUGAUCCAGACCAGCGGCCUCUCCUAGUCGUGGUUAUCCAUGCCAUGGUUGUGGCAGCUAUCCGAUUCGCUCGACCCGAGGCUCAUGGUCUCUCGGCUGCUGAUGUUGAAGCCAAAGCCAAGAGAUCGAGGAGCAUCGUCGUUUUGAACGCGAUGGAUAGUUUAUCCGUGGAAAAUUUGCAGGCUUUGACUAUUAUAGCUUAUGACGAUAUCGGUAAUGGAAAUACUUCGAGGGCUUGGUCAAUUGUUGGUUCCCUGACUCGAACGGUGGAGUACCUGCGACUCAGUGUCGAGGAUGAAGAUCAUGACACGCAACGAUUACUCAAGCCUUUACUGUCCUUGCCGCCUUCCCAAAAAUGGGUCGAGGAAGAGGAGAGAAGGAGAGUAUUCUGGACAAUAUUUAACUUGGACCGAUUCUGCUCAGUCGCAACAGGGUGGAAUACUAGUCUGACCGCGGACGAUGUACAUCGUCGACUUCCUGCGGACGGUGGCUUGUGGCAUCGAGAGGAACAGGUCAAAACACCAUUCUUUGGAAUAUGGAAUCGCUCGGAAGCGAAAAUUGGCAACUCAAUCGCCUUCUUGCCGACGCAGUACUCCACUAUCCCCGAUAGUCCAGAUUCGCCAGGCUCUGCUACACAAAAUGGGUCUCCGUCAUCUAUGUCUAGGGGCACAAUGCAGCCAGACAUGUCGACCGUGGGCGCCUUUGCUUAUUGUAUUGAAGCAACGGAGUCCCUCAGUCGGGUAACCACCUUCUUCCUGCAACAGAAGAUCAAUUUCAAUGACCGCCGAGAGGUUAGCAGCUGGCUAACUCGGUUUAAAGAAUUAGACUUGCGUCUCGUACAUUGGAAAAUGUUUCUUCCACAGAAAUGGAGAGACUCAAAUAUCUCACUACAGCCAACACUGAUUCACAUGGACCCAAAUUUGACUCUUGCCCACGUCACGCACAAUACUUCUAUGAUCCUCUUGCACCAACGGAUGGCAUACCCUCCAGCGGAAUGGGCCAACAUUGUACGGCUCCCCAGCGCUUGCAGUGCUGAGACAUGUCAAAAUGCGGCAAUCGAGAUACAGAAUAUGACAGCGAAAUACCUGAGCAACACCGAUGAAUCUGACCCCAUCGCGAACCAAUUCGUCUUUUGUGUUUUUGUCGCCGCUAGGGUUCUUCUAGUGCAUUGGCGAUAUUACGGAUCGUCGCUCCCGCAAGAGUUAUGGUAUCUCAUCAACAGUCUAGACGAGAUGGCCCGUCGAUGGCUCGGAUCCACAAUUCACGGUCGCUGUCUUGCAAGCACAUACGCUGAUCGCCUGCGUGACCUGCAUCGGCAUUGUGUAUCUGCUCCAAAUUUCAGCGUCGAUGUCCUUGGGUACUCGACUAUCGUAUCGAAUCACGCCCCCUCUAUCGCGUCUACUACGUCUGCUCAGUCCCCAUCCAAUUGUCGGCGUGAACGUAACCAAGAGACUCAUAAUUCAAUCGCAACAGACCCGCUAUCCUCUGCUGGUUUGGUAUCUUCGCAUCCACUCCCACCAUGGAAUAUUGGUCAUGAAAUUCUGAGCCCGGGUAACGUACACGGUCAACUAAGUGAGCCUGUUGCGCCGGUUCCAAUGGGCUAUCCUAACGACCCGCCCGCUGAUGAGCUUUCAACCAUCUCAUAUCUACUUCUCGAUCAGCGUUUUAUGGAUAUGGAUCGGGUUAUUAGUUUGGAUGAUAUGAUGUUCUCCACAAAUAUGGCGUGCAUGAAUGGGACAGAGACCAAUCAGGAAUGA
Molecule: messenger RNA, 2439 nt
Organism: Penicillium longicatenatum
Lineage: Eukaryota; Fungi; Ascomycota; Eurotiomycetes; Eurotiales; Aspergillaceae
Product: Zn(II)2Cys6 transcription factor
Exons: 6
Coding region: 1-2439 (812 amino acids)
Biological process (GO): DNA-templated transcription; regulation of DNA-templated transcription
Cellular component (GO): nucleus
Molecular function (GO): DNA binding; zinc ion binding; DNA-binding transcription factor activity, RNA polymerase II-specific
Source: RefSeq, a predicted model, not a curated record